Thermochaetoides thermophila DSM 1495 is the source of this 2745-nucleotide messenger RNA. RefSeq lists its product as uncharacterized. The record is from RefSeq and is a predicted model, not a curated record. NCBI's taxonomy places the organism in Eukaryota, Fungi, Ascomycota, Sordariomycetes, Sordariales, Chaetomiaceae. The transcript is spliced from 6 exons. Bases 1 to 2745 code for a protein of 914 amino acids.
AUGAUGGCCUCGGCGCAAUUCUACAAUCUUCUGUUGGUGCCUAGUAAUGAUCAGAGCAGCCCGCUCGCGGUUUGCUUCGCCACGCUAUGCUCGACCCAAGAACAAGAGGCAAUCAACAGCACGAUCCGCAUUAAUGGCGCUACAACACCGCUCAACCGUCUUAGUAACGAGCACAUCAAGCGUCGCGUCUCUGCGCGGCUCUGUCUCCUUAACGAGUGUACAAAACGUCUCAUCUCGGGCUGGGCGCGCCGCAUCAGGCUUAGCGAGAAGAACGACCUGCUAGAGUCCUCGGUCGAUGCCCUAGUCAAAGCCAAGCUCAUCGCUCCAGGCCGCACUUUACUACACAUCUGGCAGACCCAUUACGAUGGCCACCACAAGCACCGUGCUGUCGAGUUCAACUAUGUGACUGACGCCGUCGUGCUGACCGAUCCCGACGGAGACGGAAAGGGCGCUGUCCGGAUCCAGCAAAUGAAGCAGGCGGCUGGAUCGGAGUCGCUGGCAGCCAGGACCGGCACUUCUGGUUUGAGAAGGAGCGCGCCUAUGAGGGCUGUGAUCGCCUGCUGUACCACUAUAAGUGGUGCGUACUGUUCACCCGCCGGGAGUAAAGAGCGAGCUGAUGACCGCCUGCUGUCCGGGGCGAUGCCGGCAUGUAAGAAAUGCGCGGGGUGUUGUCGGGCUUGGCCAUUUUACAAUGAUGGGGGCGAGCAGGAGGACGUAGACGCUGUCCGCGCCAGAUUGCUGCGGGAGUGCCUGGUGAAGAAGGUCCGGCUCUUCAAGGAGAUGAUCCAAGAUAUUACGUGGGAGCAUGCCCUGGGCUUUCUGAGUCCGGACGAAGGCCCUGCUCCUGCUCCUCCCGCCCCCAGUACGUCGAUGGUACUGAGUCGUUUGGCCCUCGACCAGCUGACCGCCGACGAUAACGACGCUAUCUCCCUGUGCGGCGAAGACAUCCUCGCAGAGGACGACCAGGCCUGGUACAACAAUUCGAUUGAGUACUUGGCCAUUGAGCAACAUACCGACACUUUGGGCGAGUUGUACGACGACUGGUUCGUUGUGCAGCUCGGUGAGCCAGCGGCCUAUUUCCGGUCGACGCGAGACCACAGUGAUAACAACCAAAACGACAACGCAAACUACAACAAUACCGGAACAGCUGCCAAUGUCUCCUCUCCCUCUCCCUACCCAGAUCCGCCCCGCACCAACUUCAGCGAGGAAUACUUAAUCACGCUCACCGGCCUCAUAGGCGAAGAGCUAGGGCCGAUCGUCGAAGAGACUUUCAUGUCACCUUACUUCUUCUGGUGGCGCCCAUCCACGGCCGUCAUGAGCGCUUAUUGUUCUUUCCAUUGCCCCCCUACUUCCGGGACAUGCAAGCCGUGCUCUUUCGUCGACUACAAGCUGGAGCUGCGUCCGGAGCUGGGGCAGCCGCCUGCUAGGAAUAUCAGGAUGGAGCGAUGGGUGGAGGGAAGAGUGUCUGUUGACGUGUUGGAUGCGAAAGAUGGGGAUGUAUGGGUAAAGACGGGUUGUGCUGAGGGCGGUGUGGAUGCCUACGAGUUUGUCCAGAGUGUUCUAGUGGCUUGGACGCUGCUGGGAAAUCCCGUUAACAGGAUCGAGUUGCCGUUCCAACGCAUCUACGCUAUUAACCUACCGUCCCGAACCGACAGGCGCGACAUUUUAACCUUAGCUGCUGCCUUUACUGGCAUUGACAUCACCUGGGUCGACGGUGUCAAAGGCGAGGAUGUCUCAGAGAAAGCUCUCCCUGGCAAAGAGGGGGCAAAGGUUCUGCCCAUCGGAAACAUCGGUUCCUGGAGGGCGCACAUGAACGUUUUGCAACGCAUCGUCCAAGAAAACGUCACCACAGCCCUCAUCUUCGAAGACGACGUCGACUGGGACAUACGUCUCAAAUCCCAAUUACAGCUCUUCGCCCUCGCCGCAACGGCCUUCACAACCCCGUCAUCCCCCGGCCCACACACCAUGGCAUCCUUUCAUCGCCUCACCCAUGAUAACCUCUCUGUCCCCAUCACUCAACUUCCCCCUGCGCCGAACCCCCACGCCAAUCCCUACGGGCCCCCCUCAGACUGGGACGUUCUCUGGCUAGGUCACUGCGGUACCUCCCUCCCUAAGGGCCCAUCCCCAAACCCGAAAGUCCCUCCCCAUCUACGCAUCACCAUCCCCCACGACGAAACCGUUCCCCCGCCGAAACAUAUGCGCCCCCAUCCCUUUGCGAGACAGGACCCAUGGACAGGAGAAUACCCGCCUCAUACCAGGUUGGUGCAUGCUGCGCACAACAUGACGUGUACCCAGGCGUAUGCGGUCAGUCAGCGUGGGGCGAGGAGGUUGUUGUGGAGGUUUGGUGUGGUGGAGGGGUUGGGUAGGGGGCUCGGGUGGGAUUUGGUUUUGGGGGAGUGGUGCGAUGGAGUUGAGCCUGACGAUCACAAGCUGGAUUCAGGGAACGAGGGGGAGAAAAAGAAUAAAGAGGAGAGGGAAGAGCAGGUCUAUGAGCUAAAAGGGAGGGAGAGAGUAUGCGUGACGGCUUCACCGCCACUGUUUGGGCAUGUGUAUGGCGGGGAGUCGGACAUUAUGGCUGCAGGUGGAGGGUUGUUGAGGGGAAAGAAAGAGGUGGUGCCGUACGUGAGAUGGAGUGUGAGGCUGAAUUUGGGCAGGCUGGUUGAGGGAGGAGAGGUGAAGGACCAGUGGGGGGAGGAGGAGGAGGGAAGUAAGGAUGACAAAAGGGGAAGGGAAGAAAGAGAGUAG